Molecule: messenger RNA, 1875 nt
Organism: Sporothrix schenckii 1099-18
Lineage: Eukaryota; Fungi; Ascomycota; Sordariomycetes; Ophiostomatales; Ophiostomataceae
Exons: 3
Coding region: 1-1875 (624 amino acids)
Source: RefSeq, a predicted model, not a curated record
AUGGCAGCCCAACAAGGGCCGCGUAGCCAGGGGGCGCUCGAUAUGCUGGAGCAUACGAUUGGCGAAGUGCUUAUCCACGCUGGCAAAGCCAUCCGCGCGCAAGCUAAGAAUGGGCGCAAGGUAGUGGGCGCGCUCAACGCCACGAAGAUCAGCGAUGCGAACACGCAGUUCAAUUCGACUCUCGAUAGCAUAGAGACAGACAUUCUCCGCGCAAAAGCCACGCUGCGCCGCGAUCUCGACCUCCUCCGCGCACAGAAGGGCGCUGCAGCCGCCGCCGCCGCUGCCGCCAACACGAAGAAGGAAUCAUCGUCAAGUGGAACUCCCGCCCUUCAACAAGCACCAGCAGCUGCGAUGGAUGUCGACUUGGAGGAACCAACACCGGCCGCCGUCAAAAUAAAGUCCGAGCCGGCAACGGAUGCAGCCAAUGCCACUGCCAACGGCGGCACGCCUGCCAGCACCGCCAUGGCGCCCUUCCCGAACAUGGACUUGGACUCGCCUGUAGUCACCGCAUCCCCGGUACCAUUAGGGGCCGUGUCUAUGCAGACGUCCACCUCGAAUAAAUCGACAGCACCGACACCGCAGCCACUGUCCAACAAAUCGCCCGCCGUCAAGAAAGAAACCCUUGUCCGGCCUCCACAUUUUUCUGGUAAAGCAGGCUCAACACCAGGCAGCACAGCGGGUGCUUCUCCUGCCGCCACUUCCACCGCGUCCGCGACAGCAGUAACAGCAGCAAGCAAGGCACCGGCUAGGAAGCGGACAGUAUCGCCCGCUGCUAUGAGAGUGCCAUCGCCGGCUGCGUCUCGAUCGACUGCCUCGCCUGCGGCGGCGAAGGUGCCGUCGCCUGUUCUGGUCAAGUCGGUGGCAGGAUCGCCGGCUGUCACAAAGGCAUCGACUUCGCAACCACCAACACCAACACCGGCAGCUGGCGUCACGGCCGGCGGCGCCAACAAGGCCAUCUCGCUUUCGUCGUCGUCGUCCUCACCGUCUGUUACUGCUGCAUCGCCUGUCUUGACCAAAAAAUCAGCUGCUGCGGCUGCGGCUGCGGCUGCCAGGUCGACACCUCCCUUAAAGUCGACGACGCCCGUACCGGCGCCACAGAUUCCGACACCCAUAACCGCCCCGCCCGUGAAGCCCACUCCAGCGACGACUGCACCACCACCAGUUGCCGCCCCAGCUGCUCCCGUGCCUACAAUGGAGUCUUCAUCAAAUGACAUUAAUAUGGACGACUUUUUCGAUCUUACGGGGCCUUCUGGUGACGAUCCGUCCAACGCUGAUCUUGGGUUUACAAAUAUGCAGUUCUCCCUUGUUCCAGCUGGACCAGGAGACGAGGCAAAGCCGGCGCAACCGCCGCCUUCGCAGCCGCAGCCAACUCCGCAAGCACCAGCACAGCAAACGCCGGCGCAAACUGCUAUACCAGUGCCCCAGAUACCUACAACUGCACCCCAACCCUCCCAACCCUCCCAGGUGCCCCAACCGCCCCAGCAUCAACAAGUCGACGACUCCGAAUUUGACGUGGAAAAGUUUGCUGCAGACGCAGCCCAGAACCUCAUGAUGGACACGGACUUUUCGACAGCAACGCCCGCCCAGCAGCAACUCCAACUUCAGAAGAAGAUUCAACUACAGCAGGAGCAACAGCAGCAGCAGCAGCAACAACAACCUCAACCGUCGCAGCAAAACCCCAGUGACAUUCUCAUACCAGAUUCCGGAGCAGCAGGGGCAGAUGCUACUGGUGCGGUGGACAACGGCGACGACCUCUUCAGCUUCAUCAAUGAUGGAAUGGAAGGUCUCGUGGAGGAUCCGACGACUAAUUUUGAUGAGCUGUACAUGGGUGGCGGCGACUCGAUUGAUAUUGACGACUACUUUGAUACAGCCUAG